CCCUGAAUGACUGAAACUAUUUACAUUUAAGGACGAUGAUGACAUUUAUGCCCCGUGCCUUUAAGAGUGAUGUAACGUCCACCAGAAGCCAUAAAAGUUGGGGACAUUUUAUCACCUGGCAGAAUCGAACCUCCACCUCACAUCGUCUCAGCUCCCAAAGCAACCAUGUCACCUUCCUGUUUCGUCCUCCUGCUGCUGCCUCUGAUCUCAGCUCAGACUGUCCGCUGGGGGCGCUGUCCCACUCCGCCUGUGCAGCCAGACUUCAAACUCCAGGAGUACAUGGGAAAGUGGUACGAGAUAGAGAAGAUCCCUGCUUACUUUUCUUAUGGGAAGUGCAUUGAAGCAAACUACUUGCUGAGAAAUGAUGGCACUGUCCUGGUGCGCAACUCUCAGGUCGUCAAUGGCACAAAGAUGGAGGUAGAGGGGACGGCUAAGCUUAUGGACCCUCGUGAACCAGCAAAACUUGGAGUCAGCUUUUCAAGAUUUAUUCCCUACAGGCCAUACUGGGUUCUAACCACCGACUACACCAAUUUUACCGUUGUGUAUUCCUGCACUGAAAUGUUUGGUGUGGGCCAUAUUCACUUUGCCUGGAUUUUGUCACGCUCGCCAUCCCUGCCUGAUGAGACUGUGCAGCGUUGCAAAGAGAUGUUGAUGAGAGAAGGAAUCCAUGUAGCUGCGAUGAAGCCCACGAAGCAGGACUGCGCUCCAGAGGAAGACCAUGACGGCAGUGGAGAAAAAGAGAACUAGAGAGCGAUUUGGCUUUUAUUUUAUACAUUUACCUGUCCAAAAACUUCAUACUUUGGUAUAUUUGUUGGUA
Cyprinodon tularosa is the source of this 817-nucleotide messenger RNA. Its product is annotated as apolipoprotein D-like. Gene Ontology annotation, biological process: lipid transport; tissue regeneration; brain development. The record is from RefSeq and is a predicted model, not a curated record. Gene Ontology annotation, molecular function: lipid binding. Lineage: Eukaryota; Metazoa; Chordata; Actinopteri; Cyprinodontiformes; Cyprinodontidae. The coding region runs from base 166 to 747 and encodes 193 amino acids. The transcript has 5 exons.